Antrostomus carolinensis (chuck-will's-widow) is the source of this 530-nucleotide messenger RNA. RefSeq names its product golgi SNAP receptor complex member 1 (gene GOSR1). Lineage: Eukaryota; Metazoa; Chordata; Aves; Caprimulgiformes; Caprimulgidae. The transcript is spliced from 5 exons. Gene Ontology annotation, biological process: vesicle fusion; endoplasmic reticulum to Golgi vesicle-mediated transport; inter-Golgi cisterna vesicle-mediated transport. Gene Ontology annotation, molecular function: SNAP receptor activity. The record is from RefSeq and is a predicted model, not a curated record. Gene Ontology annotation, cellular component: Golgi membrane; cis-Golgi network; SNARE complex. The annotation marks the transcript as partial.
CGCGGGGUGACCGUGCGGGUUUGUGACUUGUCCCCCCACUCUCGGCCGCCCUGUGCAGAUCUCAGGAAGCAGGCGAGGCAGCUGGAGAACGAGCUGGACCUCAAGCUGGUCUCCUUCAGCAAACUGUGCACCAGCUACAGCAGCACCCGAGACGGAAGGCGCGACAGCUCUGACACGACUCCUCUCUUAAAUGGAUCGAGCCAGGACAGAAUGUUUGAGACCAUGGCUGUGGAGAUUGAACAGCUUCUGGGAAAGCUGACUGGAAUAAAUGACAAAAUGGCCGAAUACACAAACAGCGCAGGAGUCCCGUCCCUGAACGCUGCGCUGAUGCACACGUUACAGCGUCACAGAGACAUACUGCAGGAUUAUACACACGAAUUCCACAAAACCAAAGCAAACUUUUUGGCAAUACGAGAAAGAGAGAAUCUCUUGGGAUCAGUACGGAAAGAUAUCGAAUCAUAUAAAAGUGGGUCUGGUGUGAAUAACAGAAGAACAGAACUAUUCCUGAAGGAACACGAGCACCUUCGAAA